Lycium barbarum (goji berry) is the source of this 669-nucleotide messenger RNA. RefSeq lists its product as uncharacterized. Bases 1 to 669 code for a protein of 222 amino acids. The transcript has 2 exons. NCBI's taxonomy places the organism in Eukaryota, Viridiplantae, Streptophyta, Magnoliopsida, Solanales, Solanaceae. The record is from RefSeq and is a predicted model, not a curated record.
AUGGAGGUUUUGACAAAAGGAAUAACUGAUUACAAUAACGGACAAAGUGCAACAAAAAAGGAGGAAUGGCAAAUAAGCAAGGCCAAGAGAAACAAGAAGAAGAAAAUGGCACAGAAAAAGAAUAUUGUGAUAUUCAAAGCAGUGGCACCUACUUACAGUAUCAAAAAAUAUAAAAGGACCACUCAGAAUAUCAACAAGAAUGAAUGCCCUGAAAGAGAUAAAGAGAAGGGUGACAAUGAGACAGAUAAUACUAUUGUAGAUGUCAGAGAUGCUAUACAAGAGGAUGAUAAUAUGGAACCUGAAGAAGAAGUGCAAAAUGAACAAGAAGGACAGAAAGAAAAUUGCUCCAGCACAGAGGAAAGAACUGCAGCACAAGAUGGUAACAAUGAUAUUCAAGACCAGCAGCACCAAACGGAUGACAGUGCUGAAGAUGUUGAGGAUACUGGACAACUGGACACUGGAGAUACUAAUGUACAGACUGAGAAAGAACCAAACAACAAACAACAACAACAAAAGAAGGAGGACAUAAACAACGCCAAUGAUAGCAGUAAAGAGCACCAAGGAAAUCAGCAGAAAGAAACCAAUAGAAGAAAGGUUGAUCAUCUAAAAGACAAAGGAGAACAAAAACAAGUUAAAAACCCAGCUGUUCCAAAAAGACCAAAGGGUUAG